AUGGUUGAUGCUCAAGCAAACUCUGUGAAGGUCGAAGUAUUCAGAUUAGAGGCAGCAUUUAUGAGCCAUGAAAAAGCCAACUGGCCCGGGGAAUCGCAAGAAAACGAUACGCCUGGCCACACAAGUGUUCAAAACAUCGAUGGCAACGGACUCGACGAACCCCGACCUAAUAUUCAUGGCGAUGAUGUUGAGACGGGGCGAGAAGAUGCUGGAGAUGGCACGAACCCCGAGUUUCUUGUUGGCUGGGACGAGCCUGAGGACAAAGAUCCAGCGAACCCAUUAAACUGGAAGCCUCUACGAAAAUGGGGUAUCAUCGCUGUCUUGUCCUCGAUCACAUUUUUGACGCCGCUUGCAUCUUCAAUGUUCGCACCCGGUGUACCCCAAGUCAUGAGCGACUUCGAUAACGACUCCUCUAUCCUCGCAACCUUUGUCGUGUCGAUUUUCGUCCUCGGCUUUGCGAUCGGUCCGCUGCUGUUGGCCCCUUUAAGUGAGAUGAUUGGCAGGACAGUGGUCUAUCAUGUAUGCAAUGUUGGGUUCAUUGGGUUCAGCGUCGCUUGCGCACUUGCCACCAACAUGGAUAUGCUUGUGGCUUUUCGCUUCUUUGCCGGUUUUGUUGGAGUGGCCGCCAUAACAUGCGGAAGUGGCACUAUUGCAGACAUGAUACCUCAAAAAGAAAGAGGCCGAGCGAUGGCCGCUUGGUCAAUGGGUCCUUUGCUAGGACCAAUUCUGGGACCUGUCGCAGGAGGAUUUUUGGUCCAAGCCAAAGGAUGGCGGUGGUCCUUCUGGGUCAUAGCAAUAUGCGCUGCUGCAGUCACCGUGGCUGCUUUCCUUGUCCUUCGAGAAUCAUACGCUCCGGUGUUGCUCGCCAGAAAAGCCCGCGAGCUCAGGAAAAAAAAGGGCAAUCCACUGUAUCGCUCGAAGCUCGACAAUGGAGAGCCUCAGAAACAGCUGUGGGCCAGAUCGCUUGUCCGGCCCGCCAAAAUGCUUUUACUAUCACCGAUUGUCAGCCUCAUGAGCGUUUAUGUGGCAGUGAUGUAUGGAGUGCUGUAUAUUCUUUUCACCACAUUCACCUUUGUCUACCAGGAUCAGUACGGGUUUUCCGCUUCGUCGGCUGGACUCUCGUUCCUAGGGGCUGGGAUCGGUACGCUCCUAGGGCUGUUCUUCGUUGGAGCUGUCAGCGAUCGUGUCGUCAAAAAAGCAAUCGCCACCCGUGGUUCGGCAAUGCCCGAGGAUCGCUUGCCCUGGAUCGUUAUUGUCCCAGCCGGGCUGUGCCUUCCCGUAGGUCUCUUCAUAUAUGGCUGGGGUGUGGAUCGGCGUGUCCAUUGGAUCGUCCCCAUGAUCGGCAAUGCCGUCACUGGCUUUGGCAUGAUGGGGGAGCUCAUGUGCAUUCAAACAUACCUCGUUGAUGCGUUUACGAUUCACGCAGCUAGCGCCAUCGCGGCCAACGCGGUCUUGCGAAGCCUUCUGGGAGCUCUUCUGCCGCUUUGCGGUCUCAAGGUAUAUCAUGCUCUAGGAUUUGGCUGGGGUAAUUCUUUGCUGGGAUUCGUCGCCUUCGCCCUCACACAAGUUCCUGUGUUCUUUAAGCUCUACGGCCAGAGGAUUCGCCAAAACCCCCGGUGGCAGGUCAAGCUCUAG
Cladophialophora psammophila CBS 110553 is the source of this 1635-nucleotide messenger RNA. RefSeq lists its product as uncharacterized. The record is from RefSeq and is a predicted model, not a curated record. Gene Ontology annotation, biological process: transmembrane transport. Lineage: Eukaryota; Fungi; Ascomycota; Eurotiomycetes; Chaetothyriales; Herpotrichiellaceae. Gene Ontology annotation, molecular function: transmembrane transporter activity. The transcript has 4 exons. The coding region runs from base 1 to 1635 and encodes 544 amino acids.